Phlebotomus papatasi is the source of this 4104-nucleotide messenger RNA. RefSeq lists its product as uncharacterized. The transcript has 2 exons. Bases 1 to 4104 code for a protein of 1367 amino acids. NCBI's taxonomy places the organism in Eukaryota, Metazoa, Arthropoda, Insecta, Diptera, Psychodidae. The record is from RefSeq and is a predicted model, not a curated record.
AUGGCGAGUAUCGAGCUGAAAGCUCUCCAUAUCGAAAGAGGUAUCUGCAAGAGGAUGCUCACAAACAUUGAGAGAAGAGUCUCUGAGACUUCAAGCUUCACUGAGCAGUUGAUUGAUGUACUUCUUGGCGAAGUCCAGUCUACACUGAAUAGGUUUACACCAAUUCAGACACAAAUUGAGAUUUUCGUUGAUGACGAUCCCAAAUUGAAAGUUCACGAAGAGAAUGAGGGUGACUCAUUCAACAACAGAUGCGUGGAUCUUCGACUCAAACUUGGGCACAUUGCUGAAACAUGCAAAGGGAGUUCGAACGGAAGUCUUCCACAGCAAGAGGCUUUGGACAGUAGCAUCGCUGAUGUUCUACUAAAACAAACGGAUCUUUUGGAUAAGAUCGCUGAGUGGCAGAGGUCUAGCCCAGGAGCAACCAAUUCUGAGAGUAGUGCAACACGCUCCAAACUGCCACAAUUGAACCUUCCGUCUUUUGAUGGAAAAUACAUAGAUUGGCCGCAAUUCAGGGACGCAUUUGAGAAUGCCAUUCACAACAACGAUUCUCUCAGAGAUAGUGAAAAGAUGCAGUAUUUGAAGAUGUAUCUAACUGGAGGUGCUGCUGCGGACAUCAGUACUAUACCGAUCUCCAAUCAGACUUAUCAAUCUACCUGGGACAGUCUGAAGGCUCAGUACAACAAAAAGGUUCACCUCGUGAAUGCAUACAUCCAACAGUUUAUGGCACAAACUCAAAAGAAGGUCGAAAAUGCGUCAGAUUUGCAAUCUGCUAGUAGGAGAUACAAGCAGAUCGUUGAUGGUCUCAGAGCUUUGGGACCCGAGUGCUUCUCGCUCGACAUGUGGCUCAUUUAUUUGAUGAAAUUAAAUAUGAGCGAGAACUUCAGGCAAGAGUGGGAGAAAGGACGAAGUGCAGAUCAGAUGUCAACAAUCGAUGAAUUCUUCAAAUUCAUGAGUGACGUGACAGAUGUUAUGGAACGUGCUUCUCAUGGCACUUCUCCUGCCCCACCUUCAGUGCAAAAGACUACCAACAAGUCAAACAAGUCUGGGUUUAAGACCCACCACACGAAUGCUACAAAAUGUCCGGAAUGCGAGGGUGAACAUGCUUUGCCACAAUGUGAGAAGUUCCUGGCACUUUCGCUCUACGAGAGGCGUGAAAGGAUGGCACAACAUCAUCUUUGCUACAACUGUAUGAAACCACAUCAUUCAGCUGCCAAGUGUCAAUCCAAGGGGAAGUGUCAGAAGUGCGGUAGGAGGCAUCACACUCUGCUACACCCUCCAAAGAUGGAUCCAGUUCCGGAAGAGAUUGAUCAAUCUGUGAAACCUCAGGUGAAACCAGUAGCCGCAAAGGAAGUUGUACCUCAGUCACAGAAGACUCCUGAACAGUCACCAACUACUUCUUCAACCAUCACAACUCAUCACUCCGCAGUUCACCGCAAGGCAUUACUGCCAACCGCUAUUGUCAACGUGAGGGAUGUUUACGGCAAGUAUCAGGCUUGUCGAGUGCUUAUUGAUGGCGGAGGAGAGUGCACGAUGAUGUCAGAAGAGUGCGCUCAGAGACUUGCGUUGCCUAGAUCCAAAGCUAGGAUUGCUGUUCAUGGAGCUGGAGAAGUGAAUGUAGGCUACACAAGGGGGCUAGUCCACCUGGAAGUCGUCUCAAGAUAUGAUCCGAAUGACAAAGUCGAGGUUCAAGCUUAUGUUAUGGAAAAGGUUACUUCCAAGUUGCCUUCCGUGGAUCUCUCAGGGUUUAAGUGGGAUCAUAUCAAGAGCCUGCAGCUUGCUGAUCCUCAAUAUACCGUUCCGGGAAAGAUAGACAUCAUUCUUGGGGCUGAAUAUGCUUUUGAGAUCAACUUGCCGCAAACACUCAAAGGGGACUCUGGACAACCAAUAGCUCAGCUUACCAUUUUCGGAUGGAUUGUGGGUGGUCGGAUCGAUAGCCCACUCAACAGCAUCACUUCACUGCAUACGCAUUACAAUUUGGAUGAGAUGCUAAAGAGAUUUUGGGAGGUUGAGGAAAGCCACCUCGACAAACAACCUCUACUUACAGAGGAAGAAGUCAUGUGUGAAGAACACUUCACACAAACACACUCAAGGGACGACACAGGCCGUUAUGUCGUCAAAUUACCAUUCAAAAAGGAUCACAAACCAUUGGGAAAUUCAAGCUCAACAGCGCUAGCUCGUUUCCAAUCAUUGGAAAGAAAGCUAUCCCGAGACCCAGACUUCCAUGAGCAAUACAAGGCGUUCAUGGGGGAAUAUAUCGGCUUGAAUCAUAUGGAACUAGUGACUGGACAUGAUCUGAAACCUGAGGAUGAAUCGUAUUUCUUGCCACAUCAAGCUGUUCUCAGACCUACAAGUGAGACAACCAAACUGAGAGUUGUCUUUGAUGCGUCAGCAACCACUCGCCCGAACAAUCCUUCGCUCAAUGAUAUACUGGCGAUUGGUCCUACCCGACAAGAUGAUCUGCUUGUGUUGCUUUUGCGUUUUCGAACGCACAAAGUAGCUAUGUCCGCUGACGUAGAGAAGAUGUACAGACAGAUCCUGGUUGCAAGCGAGGACAGAGAUUACCAAAGAGUGUUCUGGAGGACAAAUUUUCAGGAGAAGAUUCAGAUCUUUCGACUCUGUACCGUGACGUAUGGUACGUCAAGUGCACCGUUUCUUGCUGUGAGAGUUCUUCAUCAAAUAGCUAUGGACUACAAGGAUGAUUAUCCAGAGGCCUGUGAAGUUAUCUCCACAUCAUUUUACAUGGAUGAUUUGCUAUGUGGAGCUGAGUCCAUCGAAGACGGCAAGAAACUUCAAAAGGAGAUCCAGGAUGUUCUAGGCAAGGGACAUUUUGUUCUUAGAAAAUGGGCAUCUAACUCUAGUGAGGUUCUAGAUCAAGUUCCGCCUGAUCUCCAAGCUAUUACACCCGACGAGGUCAAAGCACACACCAAAUCGAUCUCAGCCCUUGGGCUUAAGUGGUCACCAGGUCCAGACAACUUUUCUUUGGUUAUUGAUGCUCUACCCCUGGUAAGGACGAAACGCGAUUUGUGUGCUGCUGCAGCGAAGGUGUUUGACCCAUUGGGAUUUAUCUGCCCUGUCACGAUAAAUCUAAAGAUGAUGUUCCAAUCUCUUUGGCUGAUUCCUAAUCUUCAAUGGGACGAUGAUCUGCCAGAUGAUACAGCGAAAUCGUAUGAGAGAGUGCAGACUGAAUUUUCUUUAAUUCAGAAAAUAGUCAUUCCGAGAGCGAUUCCAACCCAGAAAGAUGUGAUUGAAAUUCAUGGAUUCGCUGAUGCAUCAGAACGAGCGUACGGAGCUGUCAUCUACGCAAAGGGUAUGGAUGCUGAUGGGAACAUCGAGAUCAACAUUGUGAUUGCCAAAUCCAAAGUGGCUCCCCUAAAACCAAUCACAAUCCCAAGAAUGGAGCUAAAUGCUGCUGUUUUGCUUACACAACUGGUCACAAAGGUCAAAGAUUCUCUGGGAAACAAGAUGGUGGAAGUUCAUGCGUGGUCUGAUUCAACAAUUGUUCUUCAAUGGCUUCAAGAACCACCCAGGACAUGGAACAAUUAUGUAGCUAGGCGUGUUUACGCUAUUCAAGAGGUCGUUCCACCUACUCAUUGGCGCCAUGUGCCUACGGCACAGAAUCCUGCAGAUUGCAUUUCCAGAGGAGUAUCCCCAAAGGAGCUUUCGGAGCACACCUUGUGGUGGCAUGGACCACAAUGGCUCAGUGAGAAUGAAGAGAAGUGGCCAGAGAACAAGGUGAAGAGGGGGAAAACAGGCGAAGAGAGAUCAUCCCAUGCAGUUUCCCUCGUGACGCAAAACCAAGUCGACCCUCUUGAUCUGCUGAUUGAGAGAACUUCCGGACAUCUGAAGACUGUGCGGUAUCUAGCUUACUGGUUCCGUUUUAUUGGGAAUUUGAGAGUCAAGAAAGAGGAGCGAAAAACGGAUUUCCUGACAGUUAGUGAGUUGCAGAAUGCCACAACUUGUAUUCUGAAACAUAUUCAGCAGAAAGUAUUUCCGGUUGAAUACAAGAGCUGUGGACAAGGACACCCUCUUCCGAGAUCGAGGCCGACUGGCAAACUCAAACAUGGAUUACUCCACACAGCACCCCAUCAUUUUGCCAUCUGCUGA